AUGUUCGCAAAGGGUCCUAGAUUUGACAAAUUCAAGGUCCCAGAAACUCCUGCUCCAAACGCUUACAAUCCCCAGGACCCAGUCGAUCCUCUCAAACGAGGUGCUUUCCUGGAAAAGGCAGACAGGUUCAAAGCAAUUGAGGAACUAGCUGUAUCAACAUCGAAUCCAAUGCCUCCCAAACCAACCGGACCAGUGCAAAGACACGUAUCGAAUCCAAGUCACUCGGGCGACAGAUACGCUGCUCUCCAAAGACGGCUAGAAGACCUUGAACGAGUCCACCAAGACAGCAAACGCUCCUACCUCGCAGAAACCGAACGCCUCAAAACCGAACUCGCACGGCACCAGAAACAGCAUGCAGAACAAACCGACCAAAUUGAGAAACAACGCAAACAGGUGGCAUUGCUCGAGGCCCGUCUCCAGGAGCUGAAAAAGACGGGAAGCUCAGACAGCGCUCAACUCAAGGAACUCAAGUCCAAACUACGCGCUUUUGAGAACGAGCGGAACAGACUGCAGUCCGAGGCUGCGCAAAUUGCUGACCUCAAGACUUCCUUACAACAGCUAGAGGAUAAACGAAGGAGGGAGGUCAACGAACGGGAUAAUACCAUGUCUGACCUGGAGAAACGUCUGACGUUGGAACGCAAGAGUCGCGAAAUCCUUUCCAGCCAAUACGAAGACCUCAAGAAAUCAACUGAAUCAGAUUCAAGGAAAGCAACCCGAGCCCUCCAAUCCCAACUCGAGCAAUCCAAAUCUGAAGCGACCCAACUCAAAGAGAAGCUCUCCAUUAUCCAAGACCAGGCCUCUGCCCGCGAGGAAGAGCUCCUUUCCCAACUCGAACACCAUCGCCUCUUGUUGAACCAAGUCGUUUCCGAAUUCGGCGCUCUCGCUGCCCGAACAGUACCAAUAUCCAAAUUCGAACGGGCACGUUCAGAGUGCCUCCAGGCUCAAGUACACAACUUGAAACUCGAGCGCAAGUUGGCGAAUUCGGAGGCACAAGUGGUGGAACUGGCACACCUUAUCCGUUUCGUUAAAGAAGACAACUUUUUGCUCCAUGAGCGUCUACAUGAUGCACACGAAGAGCUUGCCAUACACCACGACCAGCUCACGGAUUCCUCCCAACAACAACCAGACGAUCAAGCCUCCCUUGACUCGCUUCACACGACCAUCCUUCAACACGCCCUCGAAUCCACCGAAUGUGAUCUACGCACCUCUAAUAUUUUGUCCACCCUCUACAAACAUCAUGCCGAACACCUCGCAAUCCAUUCCUCCCUCCUCAGCGCCCACCUCUCUAUCUCUGAAUCAAUUUCAGACCAACACUCUAGCCAUCUCUCUGAAACGCUCGCUUCCCACGAAGCCAUCGCCAGCAAACUCGAGACCAUCCAAUCCGAGUACUCCAAGGUGCAGGAGAAGAUGGCUGCGGCAGAGAUUGAGAAGAAUAGACUAGAGAGGACGUUGAAGGUUGUUGAGGAAAGACUGGGAGAACGCGAGACGGAAUUGGAGGCAAUUGAGUCUCUGCACCAAGUGGCUCUGAACAACGAAAAGGCACAUACGCAACGUCUGGCUUCGACAGUUCAGAAACACCGCAUGGCAGAGGAAGGUCUUCGGGAUGAAAUUGAACGAUUAACCAGCGAGCUGGCGUCUCUAGAACCCUACCGCGAUGCAUUCGAACAACUAAACACGCGGAUAGAUUCCCUCCUGGCACGCAAGAAGGUGGCCGAAGACGAAGCGGCCGAGCUGAUCGAAUUCAAUGCGCAGAUUCUUGGACACCACAACCCGGCUCAACGAAUUGUCUACGUGGAUCGUAUUCGUCGGGAACUGGCGGAUGCGAAGCAGCGGAUUGCAGAGCUUGUGGUGGAACAGGAGAAGAUCAAGGCGCAGAACGACAAUUUGCAGGAUGAGUUGGAUAUGUACAAGUCGGUUAUGGUGCCGCCAACGCACAAACCAAAGACACACAUCACGCGUGUGACGAGGAUGCCUUUGACCAACCUGACACAGAGUAUGAAUGUCGUACAGUCUGCUCGAAGGCCAGGGAUCAAGGAGAACCACCAUUCUCCAGGUGAUCUCACUGUCGAGGACUUGGAGUACUCGUAG
This is a messenger RNA of Coprinopsis cinerea okayama7#130, 2088 nucleotides long. RefSeq lists its product as hypothetical. Bases 1 to 2088 code for a protein of 695 amino acids. The transcript is spliced from 6 exons. The record is from RefSeq and is a predicted model, not a curated record. NCBI's taxonomy places the organism in Eukaryota, Fungi, Basidiomycota, Agaricomycetes, Agaricales, Psathyrellaceae.